This is a messenger RNA of Gaeumannomyces tritici R3-111a-1, 1479 nucleotides long. RefSeq lists its product as hypothetical. Gene Ontology annotation, biological process: L-leucine catabolic process; ketone body biosynthetic process. The transcript has 2 exons. The record is from RefSeq and is a predicted model, not a curated record. Lineage: Eukaryota; Fungi; Ascomycota; Sordariomycetes; Magnaporthales; Magnaporthaceae. The coding region runs from base 96 to 1292 and encodes 398 amino acids. Gene Ontology annotation, molecular function: hydroxymethylglutaryl-CoA lyase activity.
CCCCUGGCCCUCCAAGGAGACAGCCUCAUGUCCUUUGACCCGAAGCAAUCCCAAUCUAGGUCGCUGUGAUUGAUGUCGACACCUGGGGACCGACAAUGGCACCGCUAGGCCCCCUCACCCGCCGCUUUCUCCUCCACCACGGCGGCGCUGCUAUACGGCGUGUCGCCAACUGUCCCGUUUCUCGGACCCGGGCCUUUGCGACGGCGUCGCCCGAUGCCUACGCCACUCCGCCGCCGCCGCCGCCGAAGUCGGACAACCGCGUCAAGAUCGUCGAGGUCGGCCCCCGCGACGGCCUGCAGAAUGAGAAGACGACCAUCUCGCUCGCCACCAAGAUCGAUCUGAUCGAGAGGCUCUCCAGGACCGGUCUGACAACCAUCGAGGCCGGAUCCUUUGUGGCGCCGAAAUGGGUUCCUCAGAUGAACAACUCGAGCGAGGUCCUCGAGUACAUCCUCAAGCACCCCAUCCCGUCGCCCGUGCCCAUCUCGUACUCGUUCCUCACCCCCAACACCAAGGGGCUCUCCAACGCCUUUGCAGUGCUGCGCCAGCACCCCAGCGCCUUCAUAACCGAACCGCCGCCUCCAGCACCAGCAGCGUCGCCUAAACCAUCGCCCGACGCCCCACGGACAACAUCCCCAAGCAAGCCGACGGUCGAGCUCGCCGUCUUCGCGGCGGCGACCGAGUCCUUCUCGCAGCGCAACCUAAACGCCGAUAUCGCCACGACGCUCGACGCUUUCCGCGAGGUGAUCCAGGGCGCCAAGGAGGCCGGGCUGCGGGUGCGGGCCUACAUAUCGGUGGUGCUCGGGUGCCCGUUCGAGGGCUACGACGUGGACCCGCACCGGGUCGCGUCGGUGGCCACGGACCUGCUCGAGAUGGGAGCCGACGAGAUCGCGCUGGGCGACACGACGGGCAUGGGCACGGCGCCGCGCACACAGGAACUGCUGCGCUGCGUCGCGGCCGCCGGGGUCCGCAACGAGGACCUGGCCAUGCACUUCCACGACACGUACGGCCAGGCCCUCGUUAACACGGCCGUGGCGCUCGAGCACGGCGUCCGCACCUUUGACAGCGCAGUCGGCGGGCUUGGCGGCUGCCCCUACAGCCCCGGCGCGACGGGCAAUGUGGCGACCGAGGACAUGGUCUACUUCCUCGAGACGCUGGGCAUGGACACGGGCGUCGACCUCGACGCCGUCGCCGACAUUGGCGCCUGGAUCACCAAGGAACUGGGUAAGCCGCACGACAGCAGCGUCGGUAAGGCCGUUAUCGGGGCGAGGUCGCGCUCCAAUGGCCAGGACUAGAGAAAUGGGACAUGCGUCAUCCCUGACGGGUGUGUGCGGACUUGGCUUGCUCGUCUCCCACAUUUUUUCUUGGAUAGUAUAUAUCGGCCCCUGCCAGCAUUCCAAUAUUUUACUAGCGAAUAUGAGCAAUAUCACAGCCAGGCAAGCCUACUAUAGUGAGCAGCAAAGAGACAGAAGGAAGGAAAAC